This is a messenger RNA of Alternaria ethzedia, 723 nucleotides long. RefSeq lists its product as uncharacterized. The record is from RefSeq and is a predicted model, not a curated record. Gene Ontology annotation, molecular function: L-cystine transmembrane transporter activity. The transcript has 3 exons. Gene Ontology annotation, cellular component: fungal-type vacuole; vacuolar membrane. NCBI's taxonomy places the organism in Eukaryota, Fungi, Ascomycota, Dothideomycetes, Pleosporales, Pleosporaceae. Bases 1 to 723 code for a protein of 240 amino acids. Gene Ontology annotation, biological process: L-cystine transport.
AUGACCCCCGAGCUCGAAGCCUUUGCGCGAGCCAUAUCGCGCGUCCUGGGCUGGGCCUACUUCCUGUCGUGGUCCCUAUCCUUCUACCCCCAACCCAUAUCGAACUACCUGCGCAAAUCCACACUCGGCCUCGCCAUCGACUUCCCCACCCUCAACGUCCUCGGCUUCACCUGCUACACCAUCUCCACAGCCUGCUUCCUCUAUUCGCCGACGAUAAAAGCGCAAUAUGCGGCACGUCAUCCUGACGCGCCGGAGACGACGGUGCGGUUCAACGAUUUCUUGUUCGCGGCACAUGGAGCGGUCAUGUGUGUGAUUAUAUACAGUCAGUUCUUCGAGAGGAUUUGGGGCUUCGAGAUUGGGAAGAGGCAGAAGAUCUAUACACUCGGCUACGUCAAACUCCUCACCGUCUUCCUCAAGUAUAUACCCCAGGCCUGGGUCAAUUACAAGCGCAAGUCGACGUUAGGGUGGAGCAUAUACCCUAUGCUCUUGGACUUUGCGGGUGGCUGGCUUUCGCUCGCACAGUUGUGCAUCGAUUCUGCACUGGAGAAUGAUUGGAGUGGUGUCACUGGUAAUCCAGUCAAGUUUGGACUGGGUAACAUUACUAUCGUGUUUGAUAUCAUUUUCAUGCUGCAGCAUUACGUGCUGUAUCGGCAUUCGGGCAAGCAUAUUGACGAUGAGGAUGAGGAGGAGAGAGAGGGGCUUGUACAGGGUCGGAGAGACUAG